AUGGUUUCGAUAAUGCGACCUGAACAAACUUUACGGCUUAUUCAACUUUAUCAUUCUCAUUAUCCAGAAAUUGCUCGUAAUAACCAAGAUGCUGAUGGACGGAAUCAGAAAUUACAAAUGUGGGCAAAAAUAACAGAAGAAUUAAAUAUUCAAUUCGAUACUUUAUUUACUGUUGAACAAUAUAAAAAGAAAGUGCAGAAUGUUCAGUGUACUUCAAGGCAAAAAUUAUUUAGUGGAAAAAGAAAUUUGGGAGAAGCAGAAGUUGAAUAUUUACGAUUAUUUGAAUCUGACAAAAUAAACGAAGAAACCCUCUAUCUUAGAGCAAAAGGCCGUCUUGGGCCAUUAAAUAAUGAUAAUAUUAAAUGUUUGUCUCUUCCACCUGGGGAAUUUGAUUCAAUAAUUCAAACACCCAGUCGAGAAUUGAGUGAGGGAUUGGACUCGAUUGAUGGGGGGUCUUUUGAUGGAAUUAAUAAUGAAUUGAAGAUUAGAUUGUAUGAAUCAAGAAAGUUGUUGAAAGGAUGGAAUGAGGAAAUGACAACAUUAAAUAAACAACAAGAAAAGGAAACAACAACAAUUAUGGUAAGGGAUGAAAUUAAUAGUAAAAAUAUAAAUUCUGAAAAUAAUAAUUUAAUAAAAACAACAAAUAAUAAUAAUCAACAAAUAGACUCUGCUCAGCAGUUUCUUCUUGCUUUGUUAAAUGCAACUCUGGAUAAUGUGGGAAAUGAUAAUCAUGCAAAUAAUUUAAUGGAAGAAUCUUCAAUUGAUAAAUUAGCUAAUUUGGAUAAUUUAAAAAAGAAAAGAAAAAAUUUAAAUCAAAAGGAAGUAAUGAUAUCUCCAAACAAAAGAAGUCGAAAAUUGGAAAAGCCGAUUAGAACUUUGGAAGAAAAUAUUGAACAAACGGCAAUUUUAAUGGAAGAAGAAGGAAUUACAAAAAAUAAUUUAUUAAAUAAAAAUCUCCAUCCACCACCACCACCAACUACUAACAAUAACAACAAUCAAUUAUUUAAUAAUCAACAAAAAUUAGAGGAAGCCCCAAAUACUUCAACAACAAAUAUUCAAUUAAAUAAUUUACAAUUUGAACAAAUUUGUGGAAAAAUAGACAAAACUAAUUUUUUGUUAAAUAAAAUUAUUGAAUUAAUUAAUGAACGUUUACCUAAAAAUAAUAAUGAAGGAAUUUGA
Molecule: messenger RNA, 1179 nt
Organism: Meloidogyne enterolobii
Lineage: Eukaryota; Metazoa; Nematoda; Chromadorea; Rhabditida; Meloidogynidae
Source: the annotation of a GenBank genome assembly